UUGUUAUUGUGUUACACGCUUAACGACUUUAUUGUUAGUUAUAUUAUUUAUAAAUAAUAAUAAUAAAAUAUCAAUGGAUAACUAUUUGGCGGCCUUUCAAGAGCAGCAGCAACAAAUGUGCAAUGCCGCCUUGAUGAAUGUGUAUGCUAACUUGGCAACUACACAUGCUAUGAAUUUUUCUGGUGGUGGCUACAUUGGAUACGGGCCACAAGUUGGACCAUUGAUGCAACCAUUUAACGGUGCAGAAAACGAUGAUGACGAUUGUGAAGAUGAUGAUGAAGACGAGGAACAAUCUCGCACCUUGUUCUGCAGUAACUUGGACGAACGCGUGACAGAGGAAAUACUCUAUGAAGUAUUUCUACAAGCUGGCCCUAUAGAGAGCGCGCGUAUUCCUUUGGACAAUACUGGACGUCAACGGAAUUUUGGCUUUGUUACAUACCAGCACAAAAGUGCAGUGCCUUAUGCAGUUGAGCUUUACCAAGGCUUAGAGCUGUUCCAAAAAAAGUUGACAAUCAGGCAACAAUGCCCGGAUAAACCGAAGAAAUCUCCGGCCUCUCAAUCACGGAUUCAUAAUCCAUUUUCAAUUGAUUUGGCUCCCACAGCGAUGCCUCUAAAUGCUCGUCACAGUAUGCAUGAUAGCAAACAAUUCGAUCGCAACUCUGGUGUACAAAAUAAGUAUAAUAGCAACAAUGAUGUGAGACGACGCAGCGAUAGUGCCGUCAUUGAUCGCAAACGGGCAAGACCACAUCAACAGCAGCAGCAUAACAACAGUGGAGGCAAUCGGAGAUCUGAUCAACGUUAUAAUCAUGGCAGGAGAAGAUUACUCUAAAUGAAAGUUAGAAUGUCUAAAGAAUGGCAUUCAAUUCAAAUGUUACACUUCUUUUAUUAGUCUGUAAUACAAAUACAUAUAAGCGUAGUUUAAGUACCGCUAGAUACAUUAUGUGUCUAUAUUGCAUUUGAAGCAGUGGCCAUAUGUAAAUCUCAAUAAUCUAUUUUUCUGUAAGCCGCACUGUACAGCUAUAAUAUUUCAAAUAAAUUAAUUUACAUGAAC
Drosophila innubila is the source of this 1051-nucleotide messenger RNA. RefSeq names its product RNA-binding protein 7. Gene Ontology annotation, biological process: regulation of alternative mRNA splicing, via spliceosome. NCBI's taxonomy places the organism in Eukaryota, Metazoa, Arthropoda, Insecta, Diptera, Drosophilidae. The transcript has a single exon. Gene Ontology annotation, molecular function: single-stranded RNA binding. Gene Ontology annotation, cellular component: nucleus. The record is from RefSeq and is a predicted model, not a curated record. Bases 74 to 829 code for a protein of 251 amino acids.